Molecule: messenger RNA, 755 nt
Organism: Monoraphidium neglectum
Lineage: Eukaryota; Viridiplantae; Chlorophyta; Chlorophyceae; Sphaeropleales; Selenastraceae
Exons: 6
Cellular component (GO): nucleolus
Molecular function (GO): RNA binding
Source: RefSeq, a predicted model, not a curated record
AUGAAGAGCAAGUUCCGGCCGAAGCCGAUCUACGAGCACGAUGCACUCGCUUUCAAUCAGUCAAUUCCUAGCCAUGAGAAAGAACGUAUAAAUCACUUCUCAAAGGCCAAGGCCAGGAAGCGGGGCGAGGAGGUCGUGUUCGACCCGAAAGGCCACAAGGAUUACCUUACUGGCUUCAGGAAGCGGAAGCUGCAGCGGAAAAAAGACGCACAAGAACAUCUAGAAAUCAAGGCAAAAAAGGAGCGGGCGCAGGAGCGGUCAGAGCGCCUCAAGGAGCUGAAGAAAAAGCUCAACCUACCUGAUGACUACGGGGUGUCGUCAUCGAGCGACGACGAGGGCGAGCGCGGGGCGCCGGCGGACCCGUCGGAGGACAAGCGGGCACAGGUCAGGGUGUAUAGCGGCUCUGGCGUCACUACAACUGUGUCGGUGCUCAACCUGCGGGGUGACAGUGACGACGAGCCUGCCAGCAGCAGCGGCGGCGGCGGCAGCGGCGAGGAUGGGGAGGGCGAGGAGGGCGGCGGUGAGGACCAGCAGGGCGGUGGCGAGAGCAACGGGCAGCAGGAGCGGGAGGACCGCGAGCGGCAGCGGCUGCAGGAGCGCGGCAAGUUUGGCAAGCGCGGGAAGAAUAUGCGGCGGAGCAAAGCCAGCGGCGGCGGCAGCGGGAAGCGGCGGCCUGGCGGCGGCGGGGUCAGCAAGGCUGAGGGGAAGAAGGGGAAGGGGAAGGGCAGGAAGAAGCUCGGCGGCAAGUCGCGCAA